AUGUUGCCCGGUCAGGGCAAGGGUGCCUCACUUUCAACAGGCACAGGUGAGGGUAAAGUUGGGGAAGAUGCCAGGAAUACAGGCAAAGAUUCGGCAGUAAGCUUAGAACAAAGCCUAAGUCAGGUGCACGGCAUCGUUCCAACACUUCAAAAUAUUGUUGCAACGGUCAAUUUGGAAGUAAGGCUGGAUCUGAAAACGAUUGCACUGCAUGCACGAAAUGCCGAAUAUAACCCAAAACGUUUUGCUGCAGUGAUUAUGCGUAUUCGUGAACCGAAAACAACUGCGCUCAUCUUUGCAAGCGGAAAAAUGGUCGUUACAGGAGCAAAGAGUGAAGAUGAUUCACGUUUGGCAAGUCGUAAAUACGCUCGUAUUAUCCAAAAGUUAGGUUUCGAUGCACGAUUUAGUGAAUUUAAGAUUCAAAAUAUCGUCGGAUCUUGUGACGUUCGCUUCCCAAUUCGUCUCGAAGGUCUUGCAUACAGCCACGGUGUCUAUUCAUCGUAUGAACCUGAACUGUUCCCUGGCUUGAUCUAUCGUAUGGUCAAACCCAAGGUUGUAUUGCUAAUUUUCGUUUCAGGAAAGAUUGUGCUAACGGGUGCAAAAGUACGUGAAGAGAUUUAUCAAGCGUUCAAUUUGAUUCUCCCCGUGUUGGCUGAAUUCAAGAAGCCUUAA
This is a messenger RNA of Meira miltonrushii, 669 nucleotides long. Its product is annotated as transcription initiation factor TFIID-1. NCBI's taxonomy places the organism in Eukaryota, Fungi, Basidiomycota, Exobasidiomycetes, Exobasidiales, Brachybasidiaceae. Bases 1 to 669 code for a protein of 222 amino acids. The transcript has a single exon. The record is from RefSeq and is a predicted model, not a curated record. Gene Ontology annotation, molecular function: DNA binding; RNA polymerase II general transcription initiation factor activity. Gene Ontology annotation, biological process: DNA-templated transcription initiation.